UGAGAGCUCUUUUGAAACGUUAAGUCAUAAUAGAGAAGAGGCAAAUAACUUAGAUGUAAUUUCAGUAAAAGUAGGGGAUCCGUUUGAAGAUUUUGAACAUACCGAAGAAUAUAUACAAUGA
Molecule: messenger RNA, 121 nt
Organism: Racocetra persica
Lineage: Eukaryota; Fungi; Glomeromycota; Glomeromycetes; Diversisporales; Gigasporaceae
Source: the annotation of a GenBank genome assembly